Messenger RNA from Oikopleura dioica, 870 nucleotides. NCBI's taxonomy places the organism in Eukaryota, Metazoa, Chordata, Appendicularia, Copelata, Oikopleuridae. The record is from the annotation of a GenBank genome assembly.
AUGACAUCGAAGGCGAGCGGCGGCGUUUCAGCGCGAAAGGGCGCUGGAGAGCGCUCGGAAUCGCUCGGAGCGCGGCGGAUUGGACAGUCGAAGCAGAAUCUCAUUCCGAGCACUUCCGAGAGCACCCGAAGAGAAUUUAGCGAGAAGAAACAAAGAGCCACCGCCAAGAAGAAUUUGAACAAUUUUGACUACCAGCACAGUAUUAUUUCAAUGUUGAUGUCAAAUCAACGCCCAAACAGGUUUCGACCAGACGAGCUUUUCGAUUUAUCUGGGGCAGAUUCCUUCCAGAUUUUCAAUGAAGCAGUGCAGCCGUGUCUGCGUGAUGACUCCCUUACAGAAAUCAUGGACUGCAGCGAUUACUUCUUCCCUGUUGCCUCUGAUGAAAGCUUGCAAACAAUGCCAACCUCGCAGCCAGCAGUUGAAAAUCCCCCAGCAUACAACGAAGUCGUCAAAGUAGAAGAUACAGCUUCACAGCCAGCUUCUCCGCCAGAACCACAAGCAAGAAAGCCAAGAAAAGUAGCGACGAGACGAAGGCCAGCAGAGAAACUCCCGCCGAGACACAAAUCCGGCCAAUACGCGAGCAUCAAAAACGACGCGGGCAAAAUUCAGGAAGAUUAUAUAAGCGACGAAGAAGAGCGAAAAAGAGUCCUCGAAAAGCGCGAAAAGAACCGAGCAGCCGCCGCCAAAGCUCGCAAAAGAAAGCAGGAGCAACUGGAAACGCUCGAGAAAGAAAAGGUGAAGCUGGAAAUGGACAUAAACCGAGCGCGCGAAGAAGUCCUAGAAGCACAGAGACUACGCAACACUCUCAGAACGAUCUUUGAAGAGCAUGACAGGGUCUGUGCUUACAGACAGAUUCACCUUGAAAAUUAG